AUGGCCGAAAGCGUCGAGCUCCGCGAUCUCGGACCACCGCUGACGCCUGCUGAUCCCUCCGAAGACGCUAAAACCGGGUUCAGCGACCGCCAGCUCCGCCUCGUGCUCCUCCGUUUGGGUAGUCUUUCCCGCGCCGAGUACUACGACACUUCCCUCGCUACAGCAGAUGUGUUCCAGCUGACUUCAGUCCGUUACAUGGUCGAUAAAGUCCGUGGCUUAAGCUCCGACCACGCCGUGGCCAUAUUAAGGGACGCGUUGGCCGACCACCUCGACGACGUCAAUUUCCCUCGGGACGAGUACCAGUUGCUCCAGCGGCUCCUCGAGGACAAAGACGACGACUAUACCCACUCAGAAAAACCGUAUCUUUCGGUUACGGACCGUGAUUUGCAGAUCAGACUCGAGGCGGCCCUCAUACGGUACCACCUGCCCUACCCUGAAGUAAGGGCAAUUACCGACCCUUACGACGACCCUACAAUGCCGGUGGACACGCUACGAGCGUUUGUCAUUGGUCUCGGGUGGACCGUCGUCGGAUCAGUGAUCAAUAACUUCUUUGUCCACCGCAUGCCGCUGAUCCGCCUCUCCGCCCACACCGUCCAGCUUUUGAUUAUGCCGACUGGUAAGCUCUGGCACAAGUACAUGCCUGACCGCAUCGUUUCCGUGGGUGGCCGUCGCGUUGAUUUGAACCCCGGCCCGUUCUCCUAUAAGGAGUUGAUGCUUGCCACCAUCAUGUACUCGUGCUCUGCGGGCACCCCCUACGCCGUGUACAACAUUGUCGUUCUCAAAUUGAAACAGUACUAUAACCUGGAGUGGGUCACGUGGCACUACCAGCUCGUGCUUGCCCUUUCCACUCAAUUCCUAGGGUUUGGCUUCGCCUUCCUCAUGAAGAAAGUGUGUGUCUACCCUGCCAAAGCCAUCUGGCCGACGAUCUUACCGACGAUCGCAUUGAAUAGAGCGCUCAUCGCCGGUGACGACGAUACCCUGGGGCCCAGAGUCGUCCACGGGUGGCGGAUGCUGCGGUACCACUUCUUCUUCGUCGUCGCCAUACUAUCGUUUGCCUACAACAUAUUACCUCAAUACUUGUUCACGACGCUUCUGAGCUUCAACUGGCCAACGUGGUUCAACCCUGAGAGCGUCCACUUGGCUAAUGUCACCGGUUUCCACACCGGUCUAGGCCUCAAUCCGUGGCCCACGUUCGACUGGAACGUCGCCGACUCUGCCAGUUGUUUGACCAUCCCGUUCUUCACCUACGUCAACCAGUACGUGGGACUGAUCACGGCGUUCGUGUGCAUUCUCGUCGUCUACUACACCAACAGCAAGUGGACCGGUUACAUCCCCAUCAACUCCAACGGGCUCUUCGACAACAAAGGGGGCCGCUACGACAUCACCCGCAUCUUGGACGACAAUCUGCGCUUCUCACCGGACAAGUACACCGCCUACAGUCCCCCCUACUACCUGGCGGCCAAUCUCGUCCUCUACGGCGCCUACUUCUGCCUCUACCCGUUUGCCAUCUUGUACAACUUCAUCAACGAGUGGCUGCUGGUGCGCCAGAGCUUUGUCCACAUUGGCCGCACGCUCAAGGGCCUGUUUCAGCGUAAAACUGAAGACGACCACGGCCUCCUGAACAUGCACGACCCCCACUGCGAUAUGAUGCUGCGGUACGCCGAGGUCCCCGACUGGUGGUUUGUCGCUAUCCUCGUGCUUUCCACAUGCUUAGCCAUCGCUGGGGUAGUGUUCUACCCUGUACAAACGCCGAUAUGGGGUAUAUUCUUCACCAUUGCCAUCAACUUCGUGUUCCUCAUUCCCUUGACCCUGAUUGCCUCCGUUACCGGGUUCUCGUUUGGCCUCAACGUGCUUGUGGAAUUGAUCGUUGGGUACGCCAUCCCCCACUCCGGUUUAGCCCUUAUCACGUUAAAGGCGUACGGGUACAAUAUCGAUUCCCAGGCACUGAACUAUAUCACCGACCAGAAGCUCGCCCACUACGCCAAAUUGCCCCCCAAGGCCAUCUUCUCAGGACAGAUAAUGCUGACUUUGGUGCUGGUAGUUAUUGCUCUUAUAAUUACCAAUUGGCAGAUCGCUCACGUCCCGGACUUGUGCACCCCUACGCAAAAGGAUAAGCUUUCGUGUCCCGGAGCCCUGACCUACUUCUACUCAUCCGUCCAGUUUGGCUCCAUUGGUCCUGCAAAAGUAUUUCUGGGCCUCUAUCCUGUACUUAAAUGGUGCUUCCUCUUAGGAGCAUUGCUUGUUCCUCCGUGUCUCUGGUUUAAGAGACGAGGACCGCCUACCCUCGCCCGCUACUUCAAUCCUACGGUCAUCCUCGGCGGGUUCCUUGUGUUCGCUCCCUAUAACUUGUCCUACUUCACCCUGGGGCUCUACUUGCUGUUUGUAUUCAUGUACUACAUCAAGACCCACUAUCUUUUGUGGUGGGAGAAGUACAACUAUAUCCUCACCAGUGCCCUCAGUGCUGGUGUCGCGUUUCUGGCGAUUCUCCUUUUCUUCACCUUCCAGUAUAACGGCUCGGAGCCGAAAUGGUGGGGCAACUGGGCCCAUCACCGAGGGGUUGAAGGUACUGGUGGUGUCGCCUGGCUCAACGCUACCGCCGCUCCCGACGGCUAUUUCGGUCUUCGCCACGGCCACUACCCUUAG
Messenger RNA from Diutina rugosa, 2643 nucleotides. RefSeq names its product Opt6p (gene OPT6). The transcript has a single exon. NCBI's taxonomy places the organism in Eukaryota, Fungi, Ascomycota, Pichiomycetes, Serinales, Debaryomycetaceae. The record is from RefSeq and is a predicted model, not a curated record. Gene Ontology annotation, molecular function: oligopeptide transmembrane transporter activity. Gene Ontology annotation, biological process: transmembrane transport. Bases 1 to 2643 code for a protein of 880 amino acids.